Messenger RNA from Mycosarcoma maydis (corn smut), 2085 nucleotides. RefSeq names its product putative 5-aminolevulinic acid synthase. The transcript has a single exon. Gene Ontology annotation, molecular function: pyridoxal phosphate binding; 5-aminolevulinate synthase activity. Lineage: Eukaryota; Fungi; Basidiomycota; Ustilaginomycetes; Ustilaginales. Gene Ontology annotation, cellular component: mitochondrion; mitochondrial matrix. The coding region runs from base 1 to 2085 and encodes 694 amino acids. The record is from RefSeq and is a predicted model, not a curated record. Gene Ontology annotation, biological process: heme biosynthetic process.
AUGGACCGUAGCCUUUGCCCUUUGAGGCAGAUUCGACAGGCUUGCCCUUACAUGGGUCGCGUUUCAAUGCCUCAGCUUCGACAGAUGUCGACCACUGUCCUGCACCCCGGGGGUCCCACCCGACUCAUCUCUCAGGCUCAGCAGUGCCCCGUUAUGAGCCAAAGCCUCGCUAUUCAGGCUGAACAGACCAGCGGUGCCGCUGCUAACACUUCUGCACCCACCUUCGGCGCUUCUGGCAGCUCCUUCUUCGCCAACGCGGCUCGCCCCACCUUUGCUGCUGUAGCCGCUGCUGCUUCGGGCUGUCCCUUUUCCAACCACAUGAGCGGAGGAGCUCCUCAGCAGGUCCGAUCUUACGUCUCGCGCUCCGAGGCUGCUCGCGCUUCUGUGGCCCAACCCGACGAAAUUGAGCGUCUUCAUGCCAAAGAGGGCAUCAGCCUCGCCGAUCAGGCUAAUGUCGACAAGUGUCCUCACGCACGUAAGCUCGCCGAGGUGGCUGCCGCUGCCGCCGCUGCCGAUUCGCUCCCCCAGCACCAGCGAAGGAAGAGCAUCAAGAACAAGCAGGUCCGCACUCCCGGUUCUGGUCUCGGCGUUCACCCCGAGCCCGAAGCUUACAAUCGGCCUGGCUUCCACUACGAAAAGUUCUAUCAUAACCAACUCCAAGCCAAGCAUGCCGACAAGUCGUACCGCUACUUUAACAACAUCAACCGUCUGGCCGGCAAGGCUCCGAAGGGUCAUCUAUCUGCCGAGACCGACGAAAUCACGGUCUGGUGCGCAAACGACUAUCAGAACAUGAGUCGCCAUCCCGCUGUGCUCGAAGCCAUGAAGGACACGUUGGACAAGUACGGUGCCGGUGCUGGCGGAACUCGCAACAUCGCCGGUCAUAACCGCCACGUCGAGAUCAUUGAGCAGACUCUGGCUCAACUCCACCGCAAGGAUGCUGCGCUUGUCUUUGGCUCGUGCUACGCCGCCAACGACGCCACGCUCACCAUUCUGGGAUCGAAGCUGCCAAACUGUGUCAUCUUGUCUGAUGCCAGCAACCACGCUUCCAUGAUUCAGGGCAUAAAGCAUUCGGGUGCCAAGAAGGUUAUCUACAAGCACAACGACAUGUCCGACCUUGAGGCUAAGCUGAAAGCUAUCCCCGUCGAUGUGCCCAAGAUCAUCGCCUUUGAAUCGGUCUACUCUAUGUGUGGCACUGUGGGUCCUGUUGAAAGGACGAUCGAGCUCGCCGAAAAGUACGGCGCCAUCACCUUCCUUGACGAAGUCCAUGCUGUAGGCAUGUACGGUCCUCGCGGUGCCGGUGUGGCCGAGCACCUGGACUGGGAUAUGCAAGUGGCACAGGGCCACAAGCCUGGACUUCUCAAGAACACGCUCAUGGACCGCAUCGAUAUCAUCACCGGAACGCUCGGCAAGGCUUAUGGCAAUGUUGGUGGUUACAUUGCCGGCUCCAACCGCUUUGUCGAUCUGAUCCGCUGCUUUGCUCCGCAGUUCAUCUUUUCAACUACAUUGCCCCCCGCUGUUCUCACCGGUGCUGACACGGCUAUCAAGGUGCUGAUGGAGUCGAACGACUCGCGUAUUCUCCAGCAGGUUCGCACGCGUGAGACCAAGGACAAGCUCAUCGCUGCCGGCAUCCCGCUCCAGCACAAUCCUUCGCACAUUGUGCCUGUGCUCGUCGGCGACGCUUCUAAGGCCAAGGCUGCUUCCGACAUGCUGCUGGAGGAGUAUGGUUGCUACGUACAGCCCAUUAACUUCCCUACGGUUGCUCGUGGUCUCGAGCGACUGCGCGUCACGCCCACUCCGGGACACACGUCUGCUGAUGUGGACCAUCUUGUCUAUGCUCUCACUCAGAUCUGGAAAGAGCUCGGCCUGCGAACCGUCGACGACCUGCGUGCUGCCCCCCAGGGACAGGACGCACUCGCCGACCUGUUCAAGGCUUCCGAAGAGGCGGCUCGAGAGAACCCUCUUUGGACUGACAAGCUGCUUGGUCUGGACGAGCUAAAGGCGAAUGUCCGCGCCCAUGGCUUUGCUACUGGCGAAUCGAGCGUUGCUGCUGCUCCUGCUCCCCUUGCUGAGGGAGUUGCAGCUUAA